This is a messenger RNA of Trichoderma asperellum CBS 433.97, 1158 nucleotides long. The record is from RefSeq and is a predicted model, not a curated record. NCBI's taxonomy places the organism in Eukaryota, Fungi, Ascomycota, Sordariomycetes, Hypocreales, Hypocreaceae.
AUGACCCUUCGGAAAUCUUUCUUUAACGUUGAGAUCGGAAUCAAGUCCGAAAAUGACUCCUCUUCUUCACCUCUCCCCUCUUCAUUUAACCAGGGCUCGCCAACAUGGUUUUCGAUAGCAUCGUUUUUCAGGAGUACUGAGAAUCGAACCGCUUUGCUUUCAUACUGCUUACGCGCGAUGUGGUGUUUUCGAAUAACGGCGUUUGCGGCCGUGAUGUUUGGUGAGAAGGUUCUGUGUCGAGCGGUGCAUGAUGGAGCAUCAACGUCUAUUGUCUCGACCAAAUCACCAUCUUCUACCAACUCCAUUCAUACAGUAUCAUUUACAACAACAUCAAUAUCACCGUCAUCAUCAUCAUCAUCAUCAUCAUCAUCUACGCCAUCUUCCAUCUCUUCUUCACCAUCGACAUUUAUAACCUCCCCUAUUUCGCCAUCAUCAUCGUCGUCAUCAUCAUUAUCAUUAUCAUAUUCUCCUACUACUCAAGCUCAGCCACAAGUAACGGCCUCUAAUUCAUCAUCUCCUAUUCCUACAACGCUUUCAGACACUAAAGGAGAAGAAACGACUACACAUCCACCUACAACACAGCCCACCUCAGUAAAUACUACAGCGCAAAUCGUGGCCAUCGCCAUAGGAAGCUCCGCCAUCGUCGGCGUCGUCGCCGCCUUCUUCUUCUUCGCCGGCCGCCGCAGCAAUCGCCGCUCCUCCAUGCACAAUGUUGCCCCGAACCUUGGAUCCUUCAGGACAAAGCUCGACAAACGCUGGAGGAAGAAUUCAAGUCAGAAUGUGCAUUCGGGACAUGCUACAGCAGCGCCCGCGGAGUUUGGGACUGUGGCAGAGGUGCGAGAGGUUUCUUUGCCUCCUGAGCGGCCAAUCAACAAUGAGCCUUACUUUUAUCACCCCGUGACGGUGGCGAGCUCUCUUGCCAGAGAGUUGGACGGUAGCAGCAUCAUAUCAUACAAUCCGCCACCUGCAGCUCGGUUGCAACCUCAACGAAAUACAGUUCUUCCUAUUGAGUUGCCUGCCUCGUAUGACCCAGGAAACUCGCCGCUACCAGAAUACGAGGAGCUCGAUGCUGCGAGGCGGCGUCAGAUAUUUUCUUGGGCAGCAGCGCCGGAGGCGACAUAUCAUCCGGAUAAGUUUGCACCGAGUAAUAUGAUUUGA